Molecule: messenger RNA, 870 nt
Organism: Ectocarpus siliculosus
Lineage: Eukaryota; Phaeophyceae; Ectocarpales; Ectocarpaceae
Source: the annotation of a GenBank genome assembly
AUGAAAAUCCUGACUACCGCCAUCUUCUCGGUCGUCCUGAUGGGCCGCAGCUUCCACGCUCGCAAGUGGCGGGCCCUUGUCCUUCUUGUGCUGGGCGUCACCCUAGUGUCGAACGGCUCUUACGUGUCGGCCGGAAAGGAGGAUAAGAAGGGCGUCGGGUGGGAGUAUGUGAUCGGCGUGGCGGCGGUUCUCGCGGAGGUUUCUCUGUCCGGAUUCGUAAGCGUGUUCUUCGAAAAGGUGCUCAAGAGCAGGGUCGUGAACCUGUCGGUAUGGGACCGCAACUUCCAGCUGGCGAUGUACUCGAUCGUGUUCUACCUUCCGAUGGCGCUGUGGGACGAGGGGCCGCUGUUCCAGGGGUGGACCGUCAGCGCCGGCAUCCUGUCUGUCCUCGGCAGCGCUGGCGGCAUCCUCGUGGCCCUCACCAUGAAGUACACGGACGCCGUGCUCAAGACGUUUGCCACCUCGGGGGCGAUCAUCGUAACCGCCGUUGGGGGACACUUCACCCUGGGGUCUCCGCUGGACAUCCCGAUCGGAGUCGGGGCCGGCUGCACCGUGCUGUCGCUGCUUAACUACAGCGACGACGGAGCCCCGGUCGCCGCCCCCGACACCGGCAGUGGUGGAGGGAGCAACGGGACUGUGGCGGCGACGGGGGCGCGGGGGGGUGACGCGGAUGGUGACGAUGAGGCCGGGCUGUCGCUCUUGACCCGGACGGGGGCCCCGAGUGAAUCCGCUGCCUAAGGGGGGGGGGGUUGGUGAGGAGUUCGAUGUAUGAUGACGGUUUUGCCAGCAUUGUUUUGCGUGUGUGUGGUGCGGGUCAACCCUGUCGUUGUGGGAGAGCGAGGCCGCUCGCUGACCCCCCACGCCCGCCCG